AUGCAACUGUCAUCUUUUACAGUUGGCUUCACAGAUGCAGACGGUGACGGGAUAUCUGCUUGUGGAGGUGAUGAAUGCUUUAAUGAUCCAAACAAGAUUUACGCUGGAUUCUGUGGCUGUGGCGUUCCAGAUAUUGAUACCGAUGGAGAUGGCCUUGUGGAUUGCUUGGAUUGGUGCUCACUGGAUCCCAACAAAACGCUGCCAGGGUACUGCGGGUGUGGCGACACCGAGGAUGAUACAGAUGGGGAUGGGGUGUUGGAUUGUGCUGACAAGUGCCCCCUGGACCCAACCAAGAUCACCCCGCAGCUGUGUGGCUGUGGAGUGGCAGAUACGGAUUCUGAUAUUGAUGGCACGCCUGACUGCUAUGACAAAUGCCCCAGUCAACCAGACAGUGUUGCAGGGGUCUGUCAGUGUGCUGCAAGCUUCGCAGAUGAUGAUUUUGAUGGGACGCCCAACUGCAACGAUUUAUGUCCACUGGAUCCCCUGAAGCUUUCACCAGGGCCGGUUGGUUGUGGCACUCCAAUCACGGACACCGACGGGGAUGGCACUAUUGACUACUUGGAUAUGUGCCCCUCUGACGCCAAUAAAGUCGAGCCUGGUACAUGUGGGUGUGGCGUGUCUGAUGUCGAUUCAGAUUCUGAUGGAGUGCCAGAUUGUGUGGAUGCCUGCCCAUUGGACAGUGACAAGAAUCUGACAGGCAUUUGUGGCUGCGGAAUCUCAGACGCGGAUCCGGAUGGAAACCGCAGGCCGACUUGCUUCCCAGAUUGUCCAGACACCAUCACAUCUGCGACACAGUACAUGGUCUCCGUAGCUGCUUUUGGGCAAAUCUCGAUGGCGGGCGGCCAGUAUCGGCUGUGCUGGUGUGCUGGCAAAGUUGGAGCAGGCAACCUGCCAAAUAUGAGCAGCGAAGCCAGUACAUCCAGCAACGAAACAGUGUACAGCACGUGCUCUUUUAUGGAUGAAUUCAAAGUUGACUUUGGUGGCCUGUUCGUGAUGGGGCUGGCUCCACUACAGCAGUCAAAAACCUGCGUGAGUGGUUAUUCUUGCAUAGUUGAGGGAAUCACCGGUUAUGGCCUCAGCGCGGCUGAUGGCUACAUGAUUUUAGACACCUGUGGCGUCCACUCCGCGCCGCUUCAGACUUUGCUGCCAUUCGAAAGUCAGGGAAAUGUCAGCGACGGGUGGUCGGUCACUCGGCGUUGGGUGUCCGAAACACAAGUCUCCGGUGGAUUUUAUCGACUGUGCUGGUGUGCUGAUCAUCCUGGUAACCAAACAUCUUGGUGCCAGCAUGCAGAGUACAACACCGUCGAUUUUGGCGUUAUGACUUUCAUUGGUCCUGAGUUCUCUUCCGUGGGAUGGACAUGCGUCUCUGGACAGACAUGCGUUGUGGAUGCUAUUGCUGGCAACGGCUUGUCCUUGCUCGAUGCUGUGAUGGUCCUUGAGACCUGCGGAACAGCGCUCUCCAGUAUUGGCCUGGUGUGGCCAGCGACACCGCUUGAAUUGCUCACUCCGCUGAAUGACCAGGGCCAAGCAUCCUGGCAUGAUCCCCUGUCUGCUCCAGGAGGUCUUUGCUGGUGUGCGGGCAUUGAGCAGCAAUCCUCAGGGGCGCGGAACGGCAGCUGUAUUGCUUUCAACGAGACAGUUCCUGCGGAUCGCUUUGUUCUGGAUGUUGGGCGUAUCAACAUUCUUGGCGUUGCGCCUCUCAGUCAACAUCACACUUGCGUUGCUGGGCUCUCUUGCCACAUUGACGGCAUCACUGGCAAUGGUUUGAGGGAUGACGACAAGGUGCUUGUGCUCCACACAUGCGGCCAAAUUUCUCAUGUAGAGGGGUUCCCUGGAUAUGGAGCCAUGCAAAGUGUGUCCAUGUCCGGAGCGUCCGUCUUCUGGACAGAUCCAGUUUUAGCUUGGGGAGGACAAUAUCGUCUGUGCUGGUGUUCCUCCGGGCAUCACUGCAGCAGCGGCGAGCAGUUCCGCACUGAUUUUGGCAGCUUCACACUCAUCGGUCCUAGCCCCGCUGAUCAAGACAGGACGUGCAUUGCUGGUCUCAGCUGUGCUGUUGGAUCACUCACUGGGCAAGAUUUGCCUGCCCUGAACCAGUACGCCGUCUUGGACACCUGUGGAGUUGCGAGUCCAGUUGCUGGCAUGCCGACGGGUCUGGAGACUGUUGGUGACCACGCUGUGGCUGCCAUCUCUGUCACUGCAGUGGCUGGCCAGUACAGGCUUUGCUGGUGCAGCGGCAUCUUGGACUUGGACCCUUUGCGAACCAAUAGUUCCAACUCCAGCGAACCAGGCUUCCAACAAAUCUGGGGGAACCAAAGUCUUGUCAACUUGACACCUUCCAAUGGCACAGCGGUUUCGUACUGUCGAACUGCUGAAGAGUUUCGCGUAGAUGUUGGCUCGCUGCUGUUGAUUGGAGCUUCUACCCUCAUGAGUGACUUUACCUGCAUCGCCGGAAGAGAUUGCACAUUGGACGACAUUGUUGGCAUCAGCCUGAGCGAUGGAGACUCCAUUGUAGUGUUGGAUACUUGCGGUGAGCAUGGUGCUGCACUUCAGCCUCGGGCCUUGGCCAACGGCACGCAUGCAAGCUGGCAGACCAUCACAACCCCAGGUGGCGUGUACCGGCUGUGUUGGUGCAGUGCAUCCAAGCAGUGCAAUUCGGCCAGCGAAUUUGAUUUGGACAUUGGCAGGCUGUACGUGCUGGGUCCGCGCCCUUUAGCGCAGGACCGAACUUGUGUGAGUGGGAUGGAGUGUGCCGUGCGCGGCAUUGAAACUUAUGGCAACAUGCAGGCAGGCAGCAUGGCAAUUUUGAGCACAUGUGGAGCCCUCGAAGGCAGAGACUUGCUGGCUGGCCUGCCAUUGAGUGUCACUUCCUUGGAAAAGCCCGUUGGAAGCAGUCGCUUCUCCGCAAAUCUUAUCGUAGACGUUGUCAUGACUUCGGCAGGGGGUCAUUACAAGCUCUGUUGGUGCGGCCCAUGGGCUGAUGGUUGCGAGAGGCCAAAAGAUUUCAACGUCGAUUUUGGGAACUUCCACUUGAUUGGAGUAUUUCCCCUGCAGCAGGACCGCACCUGCUUCGCUGGCGCUGCAUGCUCUCUGACAGACAUCUCGGGACAUUGGAUAAGUCGGCAGUCAGCAGUCUUGGUGAUGGACACCUGUGGCUUCGGUCGUGCAACUCUGAUGCGAUCUUCGUGGGAUCAAGCUUCUGUCGGCUCUGCCAGCGGGUCUGUGACAGUGUGGCCAGUGCAACCCUCCUCUGGGCCAGGUGGUCAGUACCGCCUGUGCUGGUGCUCUAUGCAGCCUUGCAGUGUGCGCGAUGCUGUGGUGGACUUUGGACAGUUGACCCUUGCCGGGCCCGCGCCGCUCUAUCAACAUCGUACCUGUAUGAGUGGGCUCGCAUGCCAGCUGGCAAGCUUGACUGGGACAUUCUGGAGCGGCGAUGUCUGGGUGUUGGACACGUGCGGCACCCAGCAAGGUAUGAUUGCCGGAUUUGCGCUAGACGGGCGAUCUGCUGUCUCUAUGCCAGCAGCUCUGGUUGAUUACAGCUAUCCAGUUUCAGCCGCCGGAGGACAAUAUCGCUUGUGUUGGUGUUCUGACGGAUUCUUGGUUAAUCAGAGCGGCUGGAGUGAUGCAUCAAUGCGUCCAGGGUGCGGCUUUGCUGAAGACUUCGCCUUGGACAUGGGAAGCCUACUGCUGAUUGGCAUGUCCCCGCUUGAUCAGGACCGAACCUGCAUAGCUGGACAGCACUGCCACUUGGCAGACCUGCGAGGCUAUGGCUUGUCCUCCCUGGACACAAUUGUCGUGCUUGACACCUGCGGGCAGAAGGCCUUGCGACAGUGGCCAGAGCCGGCAACGGUGGUUGAAACAAGCGGCAAGCUCAGCGUCUCUUGGAACGUUGUUUCCACAGCAGGCGGCCAAUAUCGCCUGUGCUGGUGUCCUGGCUUGACCUGGACUUCCUCGGAUGAGCAAGAUGAAGACUUUGACCCAUGGCUUGGGAAUGAGACAUUGAAUGUCAGCGGGACCUUGGUGCAAACGCUGGAGAGGAGAUGCUCAUCUGCGGAGCUGUUCACGAUAGAUUUUGGAAGCUUGACGCUGGUGGGUCCCACGCCCCUAUUCCAGCACUACACAUGCACUAGCGGCCAGACUUGUCAGCUUGUUGGCGUGGAGGGCUUGCACCUCAACAGUGGAGAUGGCAUCCAGCUGCUUGAGACUUGUGGAGUUGCAGCUCGAGGAGCGGUGCCGUUGGGAGUGCCUUCGGGAGGUCUUCUGCAGGCCUCUGCUGUCGGCAACAACAGCUUCACCUUCUCGCUGGAUGCCGUGCCCAUCUCUGGAUUUGGAGGUACGUACCGCCUUUGCUGGUGCUCAUCAGCAGUUGACUGCUCGUCUUUGGAGGCUUUCCGCGUGGACAUUGGCCAACUGACAAUUCUAGGUGCGCACCCUCCCAGCCGAGACUACACCUGUGUGAGUGGAAGGCAAUGCACCAUCGACGGCGUAGAAGGGAUUUUUGCUGCAGACUUUGCAGUCAUGGUGCUUGACACCUGUGGAAGCCAUCCUUCCAUCGAGCAAGGGCAGUUUGUCCAAAGUCUGACUGGUAGCAGCCUGUUCUGGGAGUCUGGUGUACUCAGCGGCCCCGGUGGACAGUACAGGUUGUGUUGGUGCAGCUCCUCGGACGAGACACAAAUCCUCCUCGACAACGACACCAACUCAUCGAGCGUGCGACGCUAUUUUGGAUGCGACACUUUCCAGGACUUCAGCCUGGAUGCCGGUGAGGUUCACCUUGUAGGGCCCAUGCUCGGACAGGCGCGUACAUGCAUCGCGGGCCAGCUGUGUCGAAUUGAAGGGCUCGUUGGCUACGGCCUAACAGCCAGCGAUCGCCUGCUCGUGAUGUCCACUUGUGGUAGCACCGUGCCAACAGGAUUCCCGGGCACGGGAAUGGCCAUGGUCUUGGAUGUCGUCGCCAACAGCACAGGUCUAUCCACAGCCAACAGCUCAGACUUUUGGGAUGUUGCGGUGACAGGCCCCGGUGGACGAUAUCGAUUGUGCUGGUGCAGCGGGACAAGUUGCACAGCGUCCCAAAGAUUUGUCGUAGACUUUGGUGAGCUCAUGCUGAUUGGUCCGAGGCCCCUUCAGCAGCACCGUACUUGCAUCAGCGGCCGCGCGUGCUUCCUCACGGCUUUUGCAGAUUAUGACCUGGAAGGUCUCGAAGUUAAUUCCACAGCAGAUGGGCUGCUGGCGAUUCCGCUGUCGUCUACCUGUGGCAGCCUGGGGGCCAAGAGACUGGAAGGAGUGACUGGCUAUAUGAGCAUUCCGGGAGGCUCCUCACCCGCUGCAGUUGCGCAGACCGUUCCUCGCAUCAGUGAGCCAGGUGGCUUAUACCGACUCUGCUGGUGCAGCGCAGAAGCUUCAUCCUGCAUGACGGAACACCAUGCGGUCCAGGUUGGUGUUCUCACAAUCCUCGGACCAGCUCCGCUGACACAGGACCAUACGUGCAUCUCCGGAAACAGUUGCAGGGUGCACAUCUCCGCAUCUUUUGUCGACACAAGAGUCGAAGGAGCACUGAUGGUCCUGGAAACCUGUGGCCUGCCACUUCUGCUGCCGCGCUUCCUUCCUGAUGGUCGACUGCCACUUGUGGGAGCAGAUACAGGUUCCAACGGAUCACUGCUUUCAAUAAGUGCUGCUGGUGGACAAUACCGCCUCUGCUGGUGCACAACAACGCCUAACCAGUUGGUGGUGAAUGCAACGGGGCAGCUUCUUGAAGCAUGUGGAGGACCAUCUGAUUUCAUAGUGGAUGCCCUGACCUCAGGGACCAUUGCUCUCCUGAAUUCACGUUGGUGGCUUGUCGAUUUCAGGGAUUUCGCCGCUGGAGCAGCACCGGACCUGUAUCAGCGGUGCAGUGUGGACGGCCUCACCGGACAUCACCUCACAGCCGAUGACCAUGUCCUGCUUCUUGAAACUUGCGGUGUUGCCGGCGGUUGGGACCAGUCACCAGGCUUGUUUGACAUGAUCUAUAAUGCGGCAGCUGAGGGCACUUUUUCCACCAUGGCUUUCACUUGGGGAGCGGAAAGGCUACGUCUUCCUGGGGGCUUGUACAGGCUUUGUUGGUGCUCGGGAGCGUUGCCGGUACAUGAAUCUCUUUCUAACGUCUCCGAGCUCGACACAACAAACAGGUCUCUUUGUGCCACCGCUAGCAGCUUCCAAAUUGAUGUAGGCUACAUGAUGGUCAUUGGCGUGGUCCCAUUUGCAGAAGACAAGACAUGCUUCUCUGGGCAGACAUGCUUGCUGGAUGGUAUUCAAGGUCACCACCUUUCGGUGCAUGAUUUGUGGUUGCUUAGGGACACCUGCGGGGUUCCAGACCAGGUCGUCCUUCCUGCUGCUCAGCUAGUGACCGUGUCCCAUUCCGGCAGUUCUAUUGCCUGGGGCAGCAAUGCUUUCUCCCUAUCAGCUGGACAAUACAGGCUAUGUUGGUGCUCAGGUGAUGCACCCUGUACAUCGUACUCUCUGACAGAUGUUGGACAGCUCCACAUGCUUGGGCCAUCACCGCUGCAGUCUCGGACCUGCGUAUCGGGACAGACCUGCGUAGUCAAAGAAGUAGUGGGACUGGGAUGGGACAUGUCGGAUGAGUUCAUGGUCAUGGACACCUGCGGACAAAAUCAGGCUACUCCUGGACUCAGUUGGGCUGGGGCAGUUGCUCACCUACAAGGAAGCUUGGUCACAGUGACCUGGGGUCAAGAUGGCGUUCUUGCACUCGGGGGUAGCUAUAGACUUUGCUGGUGUCCGGGAAUGCUGGCGUCAGUGAAUGGCACCAAUCGUUCGAGCAAUUGCAUCACUUCUGACUUUGCAGCCGAUGCUGGUGAGCUUUUCAUUGUUGGGCCAACCAGACAGCAAGAGUGGACGUGCAUCUCCGGUCGGCAGUGCUCACUGGUUGGGCUUGAUGCAGGUGCUGCGAUAGGACAUUUGGGGCAGCUGCUGGUAUUAGACACUUGUGGCGUUGGAGGCCUGUUGCACCGCUGGCCUGAUGCUGGUCGCCUGGCUGAGGUUGCGACGAGCUUGGUGACAUCAAAUUUGGUGGUGUCAGCGCGGGGAGGUCGCUAUCGCGUCUGCUGGUGCGCUGCCAUACCUUACCCAGAGGCACAGUGCUUGUCGGGAAGCAUAGACAACCAAUCCUCCUGCGAAUUCUAUACGGGCAAUUGGAGCAACAAUUCAAGCCUGCCUUGCCAAUCUUCGGAAGACUUCGCUGUGGAUGCUGGCACCCUGGAUUUGUUGGGUCCAAGUCCACUUUUCCAGCAUAUGACUUGCUUCAGCGGCCAAGCCUGUGAGUUCCAUGAUCUGGAAGGCUACAAUCUCGGAUUGAGCAGAGUUAUGGUCCUGGAUACCUGUGGUACUACCUCGCUGCCUGCCAGAUUGAAGCAGACCUUGACUACAGGUGCUGCUUGGGCAUCUUCGGACAUCACCUCACCAGGAGGAGUCUACAGGCUUUGCUGGUGCAUGGAGACAAACUCCAGCUGGCAGAGCUGUGCGCUUGCAGAAGAUUUCCUGGUUGAUGCUGGUACCCUGACGAUCGCCGGCCUGAGCCCUCUGACCCAGGACAGGACCUGUAUCAGCGGCCGCAGAUGCACCGUGGACAAUCUGCAGGGAGUCGGCUUAUAUGACGCUUCCUUCAACGUUCUGAUUAUGAACACCUGCGGAGUAGACAAUGCAGUGCUGCCAUGGGCGCAACCGGGAGAGCUGCUGAUACUUCCGCAGGGUUUCGCCUCAUGGUUCGACCUAGCCAUCACAGCCGUUGGCGGCAACUAUCGCAUGUGCUGGUGCUCGCGCAACAACAACACUUUGGAGAGUCAAUGCUCUCAGUCCGGCCACUUUGAAGUGGAUGCCGGCAGCCUAUUCCUCGUUGGGCCACGGCCACUUGAACAAGAUAGAACUUGUAUCACUGGCCAGACUUGUGUCUUGGAAUCGCUGAUCGGUAUUGGGUGGUCAGAUGCUGACUUUGUUGCUAUUCACUCCACUUGUGGCAGCUUACAAGCAGAGGGCGUGCCAGAAAGGUUCAUGCAGGAAAGGCCUCGUCUGGCCGACAUGACAGGUGGCUACUGGCUAGCAAGCUGGGACGCAGCUCGCAGUUCUGCAGCAGGAGGUCAGUACAGGCUUUGCUGGCAGGCUGGAUUACUCUCGAAUGGGACAGUGAUCGUAUCCCCAGAUGGAGAGUCCUGGAUAGACAUGGGGAGCUUUACGCUAAUAGGUCCAUUUGCAGGUGCAGCCCGCACCUGUCUCAGUGGACAGUCCUGCCAAGUAGACGGCCUACUGGGUCAGCACUUGAGCGCCAACGAUUCCUUCGUGGUGAUGGACACAUGCAGCUUGGAUGAUA
Messenger RNA from Symbiodinium pilosum, 8350 nucleotides. The record is from the annotation of a GenBank genome assembly. NCBI's taxonomy places the organism in Eukaryota, Dinophyceae, Suessiales, Symbiodiniaceae.